Messenger RNA from Mesocricetus auratus (golden hamster), 4059 nucleotides. It is a transcript of the gene Prpf18, whose product is annotated as pre-mRNA processing factor 18. Gene Ontology annotation, cellular component: U4/U6 x U5 tri-snRNP complex; U5 snRNP; U2-type post-spliceosomal complex. Bases 144 to 1199 code for a protein of 351 amino acids. The record is from RefSeq and is a predicted model, not a curated record. Lineage: Eukaryota; Metazoa; Chordata; Mammalia; Rodentia; Cricetidae. The transcript has 11 exons. Gene Ontology annotation, biological process: generation of catalytic spliceosome for second transesterification step; RNA splicing.
GGACUUCCGCCGGAAGCGGCUCCGGCAGUUGUUGUCUUCUGAUGUUUGGGGUCCGGUUGUGCAGAGGUUCGUCCCGCCUGGCGGGGUGAGGUUGCCGUGGAGGAGCAGGAACGCCGAAGUGCAGCCUAGACACUGGCAGCGAGAUGGACAUCCUGAAGUCAGAGAUUCUGCGGAAGCGGCAGCUGGUGGAGGACAGGAACCUGCUGGUGGAAAAUAAAAAAUAUUUCAAGCGGAGUGAACUUGCAAAAAAAGAAGAGGAAGCAUAUUUUGAAAGAUGUGGCUACAAGCCUAUAAAUGAGAAGCCGUCUGGAGAGAUACAGCCAAAAGAGGAUGACCAGAAACCACUAACGUCAUCAAAUCCCGUGCUGGAACUUGAACUAGCGGAGGAAAAACUACCCAUGACUCUUUCUAGGCAAGAGGUCAUCAGAAGACUGAGAGAAAGAGGAGAACCAAUUAGACUAUUUGGAGAAACGGAUUAUGAUGCUUUCCAACGGUUAAGAAAAAUAGAGAUUCUUACACCAGAAGUUAACAAGGGUUUAAGGAAUGAUCUGAAAGCAGCUUUGGACAAGAUUGACCAGCAGUACUUGAAUGAAAUUGUGGGUGGUCAGGAGCCUGGAGAGGAGGACACACAGAAUGACUUGAAAGUUCAUGAAGAAAACACCACCAUUGAAGAAUUAGAGGCACUGGGAGAGUCCUUAGGGAAAGGUGACGAUCAUAAGGACAUGGACAUCAUCACCAAGUUCCUGAAGUUUCUUCUCGGCGUUUGGGCUAAAGAAUUGAAUGCCAGAGAGGAUUAUGUGAAACGCAGCGUACAGGGCAAGCUGAACAGUGCUACCCAGAAGCAGACCGAGUCCUACCUCAGACCGCUUUUCAGAAAGCUCCGGAAAAGGAAUCUUCCUGCUGAUAUUAAAGAGUCCAUUACAGAUAUUAUUAAGUUCAUGUUACAAAGAGAGUAUGUGAAGGCGAAUGAUGCGUACCUUCAGAUGGCCAUUGGAAAUGCUCCCUGGCCUAUUGGUGUCACUAUGGUUGGAAUUCAUGCAAGAACUGGCAGGGAAAAGAUUUUUUCCAAGCAUGUUGCACAUGUUUUAAAUGAUGAAACCCAGCGGAAAUACAUUCAAGGACUGAAGAGGUUAAUGACAAUUUGCCAAAAGCACUUUCCUACGGAUCCAUCAAAAUGUGUGGAGUAUAAUGCAUUAUGAGAUCUAUAUACAGUGUGUACAUAACAGGAAGCCUCAGCAAGCAACAUGCGGACUUCUGGCCUUACCACACAACAAAGGAGGAGUUCUACAGUAGAGUUCCAUCGGAUGCAAUUCUUGUUGGUCUUAAGAACUGUGUUGGCUUUCAUAUGGUAUUGGGUUGCAAACAAAUUUUUGUGUGUUGCUUUUAUUUUAAUCAACUGAAAAAAUUAAAUUCUAAAGCUGUUGUCCAUAGUGUAAAUGUGUAGACAACAACAAGAAGGGGGUUUGAACUGACCUUUCUCCCCAGGACCCAAAGUGUGUCAUUAGAUAAUUAGAAACAUUUGAAAGUGGGUUUAAGCUUUCUGUAAAUUAUCAUGAUUUGCACAUUUCUCUCAUAUGGUAUUUAUAGAAAAUACUUUUUGUAUUUCAACAAAAGUGUAUGACCAUUGAAUGUUUCUUUACAGUUCUUAAAUGGUUUUUGGACUUCUACCAUCAUGCAAUAGAAUGUAAAUGUUACUGUUAAGUGUUAUUUUUCUUGUGUUUCAGACUUGCUUUUGUCAUCUUCCUGGACAGAUAGAAUUAACAGAGAUAGAAGGUUGAAAAGCAAAGAUGGUAUAUUACACCAGCAUAAGUUCAAAACACUAGAGCAUCUAGGUUAGGAUGAGGAUAUGGGCACUGUGCCAGCUGAAAGUGGCAGCCUCAUGACAGGGAUGCUGAAGAGGGUGGGGUUCCUGGCUUCACUGUGCCACACUCAGUCCUCACUGUGGCCUCACAAAAUGAGAACUUGUUCUGGGUCUCACAGGGUGGUUUUGCUCAUCUUGACCACUCAGAGAGGCGGGAGUGUGUGGGCCACAUCAAGACUAGCAGCUUCUCGGCUCCAUGCACUAACAGCAGUGGUGGACAAGUGACUUCAUCUUACCGGGCUUUGGCUUCUUAUCACAGUGGUGGUAAGAGUACACACCUCCUGUUGUUGUUGUAUAAGUAAAAUGCUAAGCCCACUGCCUGGCAGAGAACAAGAGAUCAUUAUUUUUGCAGUGUAGACCAAGGGCCUUUCUGAGCCCUGCCCUGUGGCUACAGUAGGAUAGUAUGAGCUGUGUAGUAAUAGCAAUAAUGAUUGUGUUAGCAGCAGUAGCAGCAAACGAUGGAAUUAAGUUUUUCCUGUCUUGUCUUGCAGCCAGGUCCAAGUUUAGAAGUGCAGAGAGUGGGAGCCUGAGGCUGCUGGAGGUGACUUAGAGUCACAGUUGCUUAUUCUGGUCUCUCUUGAGAAAGAGUGAAAGCCACUUUUGACUACUUAAGGUCCAAGGCUGUACACAGAUAGGACAGUCUCUCUCAGUUACUUUCAGGGAAGUAGGAAUUAGUGCCCCCCACCUCACUGUAGAAGUCUUUUCAUAUGAUAAUUAGGUAGAACUUUGGGGGAUUUAUUUGACUAAUGAGAAACUUUCAUGAGAUGUAUAACAAAUCCCUACCUGUGACUUGUGGUUUGUUAUAAAGGUCUUCUUUGUGAAUAUUGCUGGGUAAUGCCCAAAUCACUAUUCGUCAUCCACUGUCAGGUCACAGCAUGGUAAGUGAUUUUGUGUUGUUCCUUUCUGUUGUUGAUAUUCCACGUGAAGAAGACACUGUGUCAUGUGACUUCAGUACUUUCUGAAAGUGAUCAGUCUGGGUUGUUGUUGUUUUGUUUGUUUGCUUUUGAGGGGGUUAUAUAUUUUAUAGGACUGUGACUUUAGCCAUUCUGAGUUUGGGUGGAAGCAUGUUCAAAUAUGUGGCUCUCUCAGGAAGGUUUUUCAUAUCUUAAAUUAAAAAGCUAUAUAGAAACUCCUGGGAUAUGUAGAGAGAGGAUCUUUCAUUCAAGUCAUGGAAAUUAUACUUUUGCAUAUACUAUAUAUUUUUGUUUCAAUUUUUUUAAAACAAUAAAGAUAUACUUUUCCUUUUAAACAGUCACAAUUCUAAUGAAGCCUUUCCUGCCUCCCCAUCCUCCCAUCCAGAAGAACUGGGAUUUUCUGUAUUCAGAUUUAAUAAAAACAUCUUUUUUUUCCCUUCAGAAAUAAAUGCAGGUACUCCUUGACUUAAUGUAGGAUUAGUCCUGAUCAUAUAGGUGAACACAAAGUACAUUGAAAAUGCAUUUAAUGCCCCUAACUUAAUCAGCUUGUCCUAGACUUAAAUGUGCUCGGGACACUUACAUUAGCUUGUGGCUUGGUAAAGUCAUCCAAGACAGAGUCUAUUUUUGUACUAAAGUUCAUGUACUGUCUUGAAUGUUGUAUGUUGCUAUAGAUUAGUGUCAGUCAUUUUCUCUGAAGAUCAAGUUUGAGGGCUUGUAUGAAAGGACCACUAUCCAGCAUGAGAGAGGAUUAUAUGUGUGUAGCUAGCCAGGGAAGAGAUCCCCACCCCACCCCCAAGUUAAUGUUCCAGAGUACAGUUUCUAUUGAGUACUUUCUGCUCUCACAUAGUGUAAGGCGAGAACUUGUAAUUGGAGACUCUCUUUUCCUAGGAGUGUCACUGUCAACUGGAAGGAUUUUCAUCAUUAUAACAGCCUGGAGCAGGCAGCCUGCAGAAAUGGUCUUUCAGGGCUUGGUGGUGGGGAAUAAAGGAAAUAAAGCAGGGGUCUUGUCUAGAUAUUGUCGGAGGGAGGGUGAGGUCCUGGGAGAGUAGAGCGAGGUGGGCAGUGGUCACUAACAGAACCGGGAUCUGUUGUGGGCCCUCAGGACUGGCAAGUAGGGCCGAUAGUGGUAGGACUUGGCAGUCUGAAGUCCUUCCUUCUGGUGCUUUUUAAACUAGCUCAGUUCUUGAACCAUUCUGGGGUUUGACACCACUAAAUCAUUUCAGAAUGUAAACCUUUGUUAUUGCUGGGGAAAAGGAAUUCUGGAAAUAAACAGCCUUGGAAAGA